CUUUUUCAAAAUAUAUCAAAAAACUAGAGACGCUGAUUUGUUUGGCAUUUCCUUUUAAUAAAACAACACUUGAAGAACACAGAAAACAUAAAACAAAAAACUUUAAAACAAACAAAAGUUCCAGUAAUAGAGGGGAAAACAUGUCGGAAGUGCCGUGCGAUGUGCAAUUCGUGCGUUGCUUGAAGUGUCUCAAGGUGAUUAAGUGCUCACGCUAUGAUACCGAUGGAUUGGUGCAGCAUGUCGCUCAGGAUCAUCCGGAAAUUAUAGAACAAGCGAACGAGAAGAUCAAAAAACUAUAUAAAUUAGCUGCCGCCCAUGGCAUUAGUCAGGAGAGGCUAUCGCAGAUUAGCAAAAAGACAGGCAUGUCCGAGGAGCGAUUGGCCGAUGAGGCAGAAAAGUAUAUGGCCAAGAAGAAGAAAAGUGGAAGCAACUUGUCGAUUGCAGCUUCUGGUCAGAAUGUUGCCGAGGGAUUGUCCUUUAGGCCUAAUCGUGCCAAGUCCUGCGAUUCGAGAGACUUGAGUCGUCGUCAAUAUUAUCGCGCUUCCAUUGAACGUUGGACGGCCACAGAUGGGGCCAUCUAUUGUCCUGCUUGCGGCUGCUGUCGUCGUCCAGUGAUCCAGACGAAAACAGAAUUUUACAAGAGCACAGGAUGCUGUGCUGCCUGUUUGAUUAGUUGUUGGCCCUUUUGCUUUUUACCUUGCCUCAUUUCACCUGAGAACCGUGAAUAUCUACAUUGCCCCAAUUGCAAAACCUUUCUGGGCCUCUAUGAUCGUGAGAAUAAUUGCAUUAAACCGAAUCGUGAUUUUGUGGUUUGUACAUUGCCUUCUAAAACCUGUUCCUGUCCCAGUUGCAGUACUCGGUCCAGUUCAAAGAAUUGUCAAUAAUUUUUUAACAAUUUUACCAACCAUGAAUGGAAAACUAUUUUUCAUUUUCAUUUAAAUUGUUUGUAUGAGUAACAUAAAUACAUAUAUGGGCAUGGAAAAGCUUUUUGGUGUGUGUCAAAGCUUUGACCUUAGUCGGGACUGAAACCAUUUUGGUGACCUCGUAA
Drosophila willistoni is the source of this 1048-nucleotide messenger RNA. RefSeq lists its product as uncharacterized. The transcript is spliced from 2 exons. The record is from RefSeq and is a predicted model, not a curated record. NCBI's taxonomy places the organism in Eukaryota, Metazoa, Arthropoda, Insecta, Diptera, Drosophilidae. The coding region runs from base 141 to 884 and encodes 247 amino acids.